This is a messenger RNA of Trachymyrmex cornetzi, 915 nucleotides long. RefSeq names its product odorant receptor 43a-like. The record is from RefSeq and is a predicted model, not a curated record. The coding region runs from base 79 to 915 and encodes 278 amino acids. Gene Ontology annotation, biological process: sensory perception of smell; detection of chemical stimulus involved in sensory perception of smell. The transcript has 5 exons. Gene Ontology annotation, cellular component: plasma membrane. NCBI's taxonomy places the organism in Eukaryota, Metazoa, Arthropoda, Insecta, Hymenoptera, Formicidae. Gene Ontology annotation, molecular function: odorant binding; olfactory receptor activity.
GAAGAAGAUAUUCGCAAUGGUAUCAAGCAUAUUGAGAGUGACUGGAUAAAUACUCGGUAUUACAGUGAUCGGAUCACGAUGAUUAGGAGCGCGAAAUUUGGCCAACACCUUGUGGCAAUUUGUAUGUUCUUCAUGUACGGCGGUGCUGUUUUCUUCUAUCUUGCCCUACCGUUCAGUGCCAGCAAAAUUACAGAAGAUGAGGGUAAUCUGACAUAUCGGCCACUAGUGUAUCCAGUCGCCAGGGUGAUUAUCGAUGUACGACACAGUCCUGUCAGGGAGAUUUUUUUUUGGAUGCAGUGCCUAUCAGGCUUUCUCGCUCACUCUAUCACUGCCAGUGGAUGCAGCUUAGCUGCCAUAUUCGCGAUGCACGCUUAUGGCCGCAUGGAGAUCCUGAUACAGUGGAUCGAGCACUUGAUAGACGGACGAGAAGAUUUAUGUGAUAAUAUGAAUGAGAGAUUAGCGAUAAUUAUAGAGCAUCAUGUACGAAUUUUACGUUUUAUUUCAUUGACGGACAGAAUACUGCGUGAAAUAUCUAUCGUGGAAAUUGUACAAUGUACAGUAAGCAUGUGUCUUCUUGGAUAUAAUAUUAUCAUGGAAUGGGAGAGCCAAAAGACUACAAGUUAUAUAACAUAUACUGUUCUCCUUCUAUCUUUUACCUUUAAUGUUUUUAUAUUUUGCUAUAUCGGCGAACUUAUUGCCGAAAAGUACAAGAAGAUCGGUGAGGUAUCAUAUAUAAUCGACUGGUAUCGUAUGUCUGGAAGAAAAAGCCUCGACAUUGUGUUAAUGAUUGCUAUGUCCAAUACAUCGAUCAAAUUUACCGCCGGAAAUAUCUUCGAGUUGUCUUUCACUACUUUUGGAAACGUGGUUAAAACGUCGGUCGCUUACUUUAACAUGCUGCGUACAUUAAAUAUAUAA